Messenger RNA from Somion occarium, 5066 nucleotides. The record is from the annotation of a GenBank genome assembly. NCBI's taxonomy places the organism in Eukaryota, Fungi, Basidiomycota, Agaricomycetes, Polyporales, Cerrenaceae.
ACGGACGCUGUCUGUCCAUCCCUGGUCGCCGCCCAUCCUGUUCUCCCUCAAUCCUUUCUAUAAUCCGUUAGCCAAGCUGCAGCCAUACAGUCACUUCUAGGAGGCAGAUCCAGAAGAAUGUCCUUCUUCUCCAGGAAGAAGCAGCAUGCGCAGGCUCCCUCCAAUGUCACCGUCGCCACUUCCCCAAGCGCCGCCCUCGCUCAGAUCUCUCAGAGCCAGCACCAGCCACAGAAGCAACUAGCAAAAGAGGCCAGCUAUGAUAGGUAUGAGCUGUUUCUAUGAAUGCGCUGGCAGCACAACCGCUCAUAAUACUUUACUUGACGCACUUUCCUCGUACACCGGAAUUGCAAUAAAUGAUAGCGGACUCAAUGGACGAGCUAGUCCUUCUGUUGCUCCAAAUUCUUCUUCUCCUGCUGCUGCUCAACUUGCUCAGCGACAGCAGCAGCAGCAGCCCCGUGGAGGGAGCCCCAACGUCAAUGGCAGCAUGUUGCAAGGACCUGAGAAGCCAGUUCUUGCACAACAGCAAACUGCGAUACAACCUCAGAUUCCUCAACAGGUCCAGCAACAGCCAUCCCAGCAAGGCCAGCAGCCUCCUCCACAACGGCCAGCCUUCCCUUGGUCACAACGUCGUCUCUUGUUACCUCCACCAGUGACUUUCCCGACACCUGGGGUUGUACCACCGACAACCCCGUCUCCUUCACCAUUCCCUCGAUAUGGGCAUGCACUACCUGCGACAGCCUCGAGCACCGGUGAACUGUUCCUCUUUGGUGGUCUCGUACGAGAGACUGUUCGCAAUGACCUCUAUAUCUUCUCUUCUCGAGAUCUGUCUGCGACAUUACUUCAAACUGCAGGAGAGAUUCCGACACCUCGAGUUGGACAUGCCUGCGCUAUCGUUGGCGGCGUCUUGAUUGUCUGGGGAGGAGAUACCAAGGCAAGCAAUAAGCCUGGAGAGAAGCAGGACGAUUCACUCUACUUGCUAAACCUCGGAACGAGGGAGUGGACAAGAGUACCUGUCUAUGGACCUUCCCCCGUUGGACGUUACGGUCAUGCUGUGACCAUGGUCGGCUCCAAGUUCUACAUGUUUGCUGGACAGGUGGACGGCGAGUUCAUGAAUGAUAUCUGGGCGUUUGACUUGAACACUCUCCGCAGCAGAGCCGCUUGGGAAUUCAUCGAACCCGCCGAGGGCUCACCUAAGCCUGCCCCUCGGACCGGACAUGUCUGUGUAACGUACGGAGAGAAGAUUAUCUUGUUUGGUGGAACGGACUGCCAAUACCAUUAUAACGAUACCUGGGUUUUUGAUACCAUAACUCGCACCUGGUCCGAGCUGAACUGUAUAGGAUUUAUUCCAUCACCAAGAGAAGGUCAUGCUGCCGCCUUGGUCGAUGAUGUCAUGUACGUCUUCGGAGGUCGAGGUUUGGAUGGGAAGGACCUGGGCGAUCUGGGUGCCUUCAAGCUAUCUAACCAACGAUGGUACAUGUUCCAGAAGAUGGGGCCGGCACCAAGUGCUCGUUCUGGACAUGCCAUGGCCUCUGUAGGUUCUCGAGUGUUCGUGCUUGGUGGCCUUGGAGGGGAGUCCCUUGAUCCUACGAAACCUGAGGAUCCCACACUCAUUCAUGUCCUCGAUACGAAGCACAUCAAGUAUCCAGAUUCUAACAAAGCGCCACCAGCAGGUCCCCCGACGGGUCCGAGCCGAAAGUCAUCUGUCACCGUUCAGGGUGCAGCACGAUCAACGUCACCUCAACUGAAUGGUGUCAGAGCAACUUCUCCCGUAAGCGACCAAGGCAUUGACGCAGAAGAGCUCCGCCGUCAGAUGGUCUCUCCUUCCAGUGUGCGGUCCGUGAAGCAGAACGGAUCUGCUCAGCGUGCAGUAACUCCUAGUGUCGAUAAAGGCAAGGCCCCACUGCGCCCGCGUAGAGAGGACGGCGACGAGUUGGAUGAAAACAAUCCUGAUAUCAUCUCUGGACAGAGAGCUAUCUCACCAGACCAAGCUCGUGCAAGGAGUCCGAAUGCAUUUAGCUCUAACCGUGCCGCAUCGCCUAAUGGUGAAAACUACGCUCAAUCGUUAGGUAUGGCUGGUGCGGCCAUGGGUAUAAACGGAGUUAACGGUAAUGUGGUCCGAGCUGCUUCUCCUUCCGGAGGCUACUAUCCUCACAAUCCAAGCUCGCCUUUACCAAACGGUUAUACUCAUGGCAAGGUAGGAUCGACAGGCAACAUUGCAGCAGAUCUCAUUCGCGACCUAAAGGAGAAGGAAGCCGAGGUAGAGACCAUGAAGAAGAAGGAAGCGUGGAUGAGAGCUGCCCUGGCUAAGGCCACACGUUCUGGAUUCGUAUAUGCUGAUUCUGAGGAUUUGGGUCCCAACGCUGAAGAUGACGACAUUGACGGCCGUAAGAUCUCCGAGAUGGUCAUUAACCUGAAGCACUUGAAGGCUAAGUUGCAGGCUUCGGUGGCUGAACAGUCCAGGAAUGCUUCGGACCGAGUGGAAGAAGCAGAGAAGAUGCGCUCUAGUGCCAUGCAGGAGGCGGCAUAUUAUCGUGCCAAACUUGCAGCGCUCGAGGCGGGAUCGUCGUCAGAAGCAUCUCGCCUGGAUAGGGAUCGAAUCGCCGACUUAGAGCGGCAGCUUUCUACUGCUACGGAGAGUCGGGCUGAUCAAGAACGGAAGGUCCAGGAACUCAGCGAGUCGCUAGCAUUACAGACGACCCUGCUGGAGCAGGCCGAAGCUCGGGCAGACGAUGCGUCGAAACGCGCGGACAUGAUGACCGAGGCGCAUGACAGGAAUCAGCAGCAGCAGGCAUCGCUUCUUGAGCAACAAGAUGCGAUGGAGGCUACCAUUCGGGAUCAGACAGACAGGCUCCUGACACAAGUGUCUAGUAUCGAGCAGAUCGAAGCGGACAAUAUGAAGCUGCAGGCUCAGCUGGAAGAACUCGCCUUAUCACGCGAGCAACAUGUGCGUGCGCUUGAGCAGGCUCGUAGCGCAUUGCAAGUUGCCUCCAAUCGUGCGGAGGAGGUGGACACCAAGUACCAACGUGCUCAGGAGCAGAUUGGUCAGUUGGAGGGUGACCUCUCUGAACUCCGUGGUGAGCUCGAGGCACGAAAUGGGGAGAUUGACUCUGCUCGCGCAAGGAUUUUGGAUCUCGAAAAUUCCUGGGCGAAGUCUCGUGAGGAGGCUGAUGCCUUCCGCGCACUCACCACGGGUAGUCUCGGUGAGCUCUUGGACACGCAUCGUGAUCUCAAGAGCGACGAGGAUCGUGCUUCCCGCGGACACGCUGAGAAGAUUGGUGCCAUGGAGAGCGAGAUCACAUCACUUCGUGACGUGCUCAAAGAUGCUACCCGUCGUGCCGAUGACCUCCAUAAAGAACUUUCGCGAGAACGCCAAAAAGUUCGUGAAUUGGAGGUGGAUAGUCUUUCGUUGAGGUCACAAAUGGUUGGAUUGCGAGCUCAGUUGUCGGGUGCCCUUGCAGAAGGUGGUCGUCUGAGGAAGGAGUUGGCGGUCAAGGAUGUCGAACUGCGAGAUAGGAUCAAAGAGCAUGCUAGUCUCAACGUGCGUCUUGAUAUGCUGCGCAACUACCUUGCGGAACAUGGCAUUGUCGAAGGUCAGGACCUCGGUGCCAGGGGUGGCAAGGCAUCUCCUGCCCGCAUCGCAGAACUCGAAGACCAGUUGACUGAUACUACUCGGCUGCAAGAGCGAACGGAACGUGACCUCCAGAGAGCUAUUCAACAGAAGCGCGAUGCGGAGGCUCAAGUCGAGACGCUCUCUUCUGAACUUGAUCGCAUGCACUCUUCCCCUCAUGCACAGAAUGGCAUUGAUAGCUCAGCGGAAGCCCGGGCUUUGGAGGCGGAACGCAAGCUCGAGGAGUCGGAAGCGAGCUAUAAGGCCAGGCUGGCACAGUUGGAAGAUGAUUAUCAACUCGCAGUGCAUUAUGUGAAGGGCACGGAGAAGAUGAUGCGGAAGAUGAAGGAUGAACUGACCAAACAGAAGACUGUGAACCAAAGCCUGCAGGCUGAAUUGGAUCGUUCAUCAAGUGAUCCAGGGUCUCGUAUACGAGGAAUGAAUGGUCGUGGAACUCCUUCCUCCGACGCCAGUGACGCUCAUGAGAUGCUCCGAAAUCAAUUGAUCGACGCACAACGGCAGGUGCAACGACUAAAUGUUGACAACCGCGAUCUACGUUCUCGGAUAGACACCCUCGAAGGAGAUUUGGAGCAUAUGCGGGACAACGUCAUCGCCUCUCAACGUGAAUCUGACGAGCGACUAUCCCGAAUUGAAGAACUUGAGCAGGACGUUGAACGGCUGCAGAACUCGCUUGUCAUUGCCCGUGGUGGUCACGACGAGACGUUACUGGAGCAGCUCAGUAAUGAAAACACGAUUCUCAAGCGCGAGAAUGAACAAUUAUCGCACAAAAUUGGACUACUUUUGGAGGUUGAUCAACCGUCUUUCGGAGCUCGACCGAUCUCAGGCGUCUCAGAGCGUCGUGCAAGCACGUCCAGCUCCGAGAACGCUAUGGCGUUCGAGAAUCUUUCAAGUGAGCUUGAUGAUUGGCAAAGACAGCUUGCUAGCUCUAUGAGCAAUCGACGUCCACUCAACGAUUUUGAGACAAGUCCACUGGGGCAUGAUCGAAGCAGAUCGCGGUCGUAAUCCUUCCUAUUUAUCAUGACAUAUACCCUUCUUUCGGUCAUUUGUCGCGCACAUUCGUUUUUCUUUUUUUGCAUAUCUUACUAUAUAAUCCAGCUUCCUUGUUGCUUCUUUCUGUACCUCGUCGCUUUCUUACUCUGAAUUUAUGUACCCAUGUCAAUGGAUUAAUCGCUCUACUGUGGUAAUGGUAUACAUCAUAGAACAUGUCAUGAGCUGCCGGCAGCACGCUGUGUCCAUUCUACAGCUUUUGCUUUGACAGUGGCAGCACCGUCUUCAUCGCCUAUCCGACGUUCCAGCUCUAACCACUUUUUGAAGAAUGAUCUGGAAGGAGAACGAAUGAGCAUCGAAUGCGAUAACCAUCAGUGUGACAUUACAUACUUUGCUUUGUGGCUCGUCAUCUUCUGUGCCAAUAUUCGAUCGAAUAGAUUGCGUAUGCUAG